This is a messenger RNA of Rotaria sordida, 1287 nucleotides long. Lineage: Eukaryota; Metazoa; Rotifera; Eurotatoria; Philodinida; Philodinidae. The record is from the annotation of a GenBank genome assembly.
AUGGAUACCUUAACAAGUACACCUCCACCCAUAUCAUCAGGUACAAUGAAUGGUGAUAAACUUUCAGGUCAAUUAAUUAUUAAAGCUCAAUUAGGCGAUGAUAUUCGUAAAAUGAUGAUACAUAAUGAAGAUUUAACAUUAAAUGAACUUGUGCUUAUGAUGGAACGUAUAUUUGCUGGUAAAAUUUCAAAUUCGGAUGAAAUAACUAUAAAAUAUUUAGAUGAUGAUGGUGAUAAAAUAACUUUAUUAAAUGAUAGUGAUUUAACUGUUGCAUUACAUUUUCAUAAACUUCUUCGUUUAUUUGUAUGUAUUAAUGGUAAUGAACAAACAAAUACAAAUUCAAUAGAUAAACUUACUAAAGAAGAUAAUUUAAUUGAUGCUAAAACAUAUCGUAAUGAAUUACAACAAAUUCGUAAUUCAGUACAAACAAUUCUUGAUCGACUUCAGUUAUCAACAAAUGAAGUUCCAGCACAAGCACCACCACCACCACCAACAACAACAACAGCUCCUACAUCUACUAUUGUUUCAAGUACAACACGUGAAUUUGAUCCAUAUAAAAAUUUACAACAACAACAACAACAACGUUCAGCUACUCCACCAACAAAUUUAAAUCGUCAAGGUAAUAAUGAACAACAACAAAUAGCACCAACAAUUGAUACACAAAAUGUAGAAACAACAAAUACAAAUCAAAUGCCACCUUCUACAUUUUCACAAACACAAAUGCCACCUUCUACAUUUUCACAAACACAAAUGCCAACAUCUCAUUUUAUGCCAACAAAUUUUCCUAAUGAUCAACAAACAAAACAAAAUAUGUUUGGUCCACCCCCAACAACAUAUCCUAAUAUGCCAUCUUCUCAAUAUCUACCUCCUACAACUAUUUCAAAUAGCAAUACACAACCAAUAGUUAAUCCUACUUCUACUUCACCACCUUCAUCGAUUAAUCAACCAUCAGGAUUUAUUGGUCAACAAACAUCAACUCCUCCACAACAAGGUGGUUUUUAUGGUCAACAACAAGCUUUAUUUCAACAAAGACCUCCACUUGGAAAUUUUAAUGCUAAUAAUGCAUUUGUUCCACCACAAACAGCACCAUCACCAUCAAAUUCGUCACCAGCACCAAUGAAUUCAUCAUUUAUACAACAACCAUCACCAUCAAAUUCAUCACCAGCAACAAUAAAUCCAUCAUUUAUGCAACAACCACCACCAAUGGCUGCUCAACAACCUUAUGGAACUUAUCCUCCACAAAAUUCAUAUUAUAAUCCAGUUCAACAAUAUCCAAAUACAUCAUAA